Molecule: messenger RNA, 3825 nt
Organism: Plodia interpunctella (Indianmeal moth)
Lineage: Eukaryota; Metazoa; Arthropoda; Insecta; Lepidoptera; Pyralidae
Product: nucleosome assembly protein 1-like 1-A
Exons: 9
Coding region: 168-1304 (378 amino acids)
Biological process (GO): nucleosome assembly
Cellular component (GO): chromatin; nucleus
Molecular function (GO): histone binding; chromatin binding
Source: RefSeq, a predicted model, not a curated record
CAGUGCAUUUUUUUUUUCAUAUUGUCUAUGGAAAUCUUAAUUUCCUUCCGGAAAUUCAGCCAGUUUGAUCGUUCACAAAAGUCAGUUCGUUCAUUCGUAUAGGUCAUUGGCUCAAAUCGUCGCCAUCUUUUCUCCUAAUUUUUGUCGGCAUUGAGAAUCAAGUGAAGAUGGGUACCGUAGAGCGUUCUGGUGACGACCACACUUCCGAGGUGGAGUCCGGAGAAGAGGAAGAGAUGGUUGGCGGCGGUGAAUUGGCCCAACACCUGAUGAAGAGUGGCAUAACCCGCAACGAGAUGUUGGCGGCGAUCACGAACCGCAUCCACGCGGAGGCCAUGGCGUCGCUGCCGCCGAACGUUCGCCGGCGAAUCCGCGCGCUCCGCACACUGCAGAAGGAGUUCGUCGACAUCGAGGCCAAGUUCUACAGCGAAGUGCAUGCGCUUGAGUGCAAGUACGAGAAGCUGUACAAGCCACUGUUUGAAAAGCGCGCCCAAAUCGUAGCCGGUGGUUACGAGCCCACAGACGACGAGUGCCUGAACCCCUGGCGGGACGAGAAUGAAGAAGAGGAACUAGCGCGCGCGGUCCAGAGUACCGCCAUCACUGACGGCUCCGAGAAGAAGGAAGGCGAGGAGAAGCCAGCCGAGCCUACAAUGGACCCGAAUGUGAAGGGAGUUCCAGACUUCUGGUACACCAUAUUCAGGAAUGUGUCGAUGCUGUGUGAGAUGAUGCAGGAACAUGACGAGCCCAUCCUCAAGUGCUUGCAGGAUAUUAAAGUGCAAAUGCAUGACGACCCGAUCGGAUUCACGCUGGAAUUCCACUUCGCGCCAAACGAAUACUUCACAAACACAAUCCUCACCAAGGAGUACUCAAUGAAAUGCAAGCCAGAUGAGGAGAACCCUUUGGACUUUGAGGGACCCGAAAUAUAUUCUUGCAAGGGCUGCGAAAUCAACUGGAAGAAGGGGAAAAAUGUGACAGUGAAAACAAUAAAGAAGAAACAGAAGCACAAGUCGCGAGGCUCUGUCCGCACCGUCACGAAGUCAGUCCAGGCGGAUUCCUUCUUCAAUUUCUUCACGCCGCCCACCAUGCCUGAUGACCCCAACUCUACCUUGGCUUCGGACGUUCAGGCGCUGCUGACGGCGGACUUCGAGAUCGGGCACUACAUCCGCGAGCGAGUGGUGUCGCGCGCCGUGCUGCUGUACACCGGCGAGGGGCUCGACGACGACGACGACGACGACUUCGAGGAGGAGGAGGAUUCGUACUCCGACGAAGACUCCGGCACAGAGGAGGUUUCGGACGCGGACGAUUGAUGCCCACUCGCUCCACUGAUCUAGCGUUUUUACUCUGUAAAGUUGUCUCGUACGCUCGCGGUUCGCCGUGCAUAGCCUCCUAACGGGCGUUCCUAUCUGUGUCACAUUUGGAUAUCGCUAUCCAUCAAGUAUAUUAAAUAACAUCGACAAGGCCUCUUUCGAGUUAUUUAAUAUGCUUAAGACAUAAUGGGAACCGAGCCCUUUAUAUUUGACGCGUAAUUUUUUAUCGAAAUUUAACCAAAUAUUUUUUGAUUUUUCUAUACGAUAUAUAAGAAAUACUCCUGCGACACAUCGGAUUUUUUAAAUUAGUACAUGUGCUAGCAUUUUUGUUUUUAUAACGCGCUUUUUCAAAGACGAAGAAUUUCAAGUGAAUGUUGGAAAAUAAUUGCAAAUGAGAUUUAUCUAUUAGUAAAAUUAUAUGGCUAAUGAAAUAUUUUGUCAAAACAUGACAAUUAUCAUGUUUGUGACAUCUCAUUCUUCGUCUUUAAAAAAUAGUUUAAACAAUUCUAUGCAUGGUUUAUCUCCGGUUCAGAUAAAUAUGUUUUAGAAAGCCAAUUGUGCUGAAGCGAGCCCAACUUAGAUUUAGAGCGAGAAGCGUAUAAGGUGCCUUCUUAAUGAUUAAUGUAUAAAUAAUGCAUGUCACUUGUUAUGUCUGUUACGUUACCUAUACUGCAUUUCUAGUUAUACAAUUUCACGUUUUUAUUUAUUAUACAGUAAUUAUAGUAUUUUUGUUUACGAAUUUUACUUGUUCGUUUGUGUACUUUGAAAUUCCAUGUGAUAUUAUUAUUCUCUAAGGCUAUUGAUGUAUGUGUCCAAAUUAAUGUGUUGUCAUUCCACUGAGCUCUUAGCAGCCAACGUUAUAGACGCCGGCCAUCUCGUUAGUGAAUCUCUUGUUAUAGUGCCAAACCGCAUUUUAUAUUCAUCACUACAUCGCAACUGUGAUCUUAUUCGGAAUGUAUUAAGUAAUAACUUGACAAUAGCUAUGUCGGAGUAUAGAUGUAUAUUUUUUAUUUAUAUAACUUUCUAUUGAAGUUAGCAUAAUACGGUCAAUGUUUGCAGCUCUCGUCAUACUACUGGUUAUGGCUUACGUUUUGGCAUGUUGUCACUACGAUGACAUUAAAUUGUAUUGCUUUAUAUACGAGUCUUUUAUUUUUGUAUCCCGGUUUGCAUGAUUAGUUGUGCGAGUUUGCGGAAUGCAGAUGGUUGCAGAAUUCACGUUAUUAUCGAUAAGGUAAUAUUUUUGUGUCGUUUAAUUAAUGCCAAUUGUUAUAGCUGCUAAAACCCUCGAGGUCUAAAAAACCUGUUUUGCUUUACGUCGAAAUUUACCAAUACGCCGUUUAGAUUUCGAGGACAUUGACGCAAUAAAUGAAAAUCUAUUGCUUCAAAAGUAGCACGUGUUUAAUAUAUAUGUGUUAAAUUUAGCAUUGGUUAAUUUAACAGGAGGAGGAAGAAUGUUCGAGCGAAGAAAGCGAAGAUGAUGAACCUGCGCCGCGGAGACGCGGGAACAAACGCGCAGUGAAGGGCAGUGGCCAGGACAACCCCGCCGAAUGCAAACACCAGUAGCGCCCUCUAGCGCACGAACGGUCCAAACGCACUUCUUAGCUGUAAAGAUUCGCGUGGUGCUGUAACGAUAUGUAAUUUAUUUUAUACGAGUUUUUUUAACACCAGUCUCUCAACAGCUUUGGAUCAUGAAAUAUAGCAGUGACCAAAAUUUAUAAAUUUACUUGUGGACAAUCGAGAUUGUUUUAAUUCUAUUUCAGUGAUUGUAGUAUUGUGAAAAGGCUGGUGAGUAAAAAGUAAAAAGUUCUGUAUAUUAUAAUAACCGCCGCCGUUGUCUGGUUGAGGUAUUUUGAAACUCUGAUGCAGAGCUCUUUAAUUUUAUAGUAACGUUUCAAUUAUAGUCGACGCGAUUCUGUGAUUGUUGCAGCCAUAGUUGCGCAAGUUGCCUUGUGUAAAAUAGGUAGUGGAUGCUCUUUUGUUAAGUGAAAUAUUUCGUUGAAGUUUCGACUGAAAAGCCUCGCAGUAGCUUCUGAAUAUUUCCACAUUCCUUGAUGUAACUUGUAUGGAAUGUAUUGUUAAGUUUCCGCCUCAUGUCGUUUAUUUUCCCAAUUUUACUUGCAAAGUAAUGGCGUCGAGGCAUGUUAGUUGCUAGGUUCCAAGGAAUAGUUAGUACCAUUAACGGUCUAUAAGACGGUAUUGUUUUUAAUGUUUACGUCCGAUGUUAUAUGUCCCCAAUCCAAUAUAAUGCUAAAUAGAUAGUUAACAAUUUACUAUUCGGUAUUAAAAUAUCAAUUUAGUAGAAUAAAAAAUUCCGUGGAAUGUGUAUGGUUAUUUGGUGUGCAGGUUUCAAUGUGAUUUCAACGCUUAUUUUUAUAUCCAAAGUGACAUCAGAUCCAUAAGGUUGUCUUCGAGCGGCAGAGCCCAUUGUUGUGUAAGAACAUUGGUGUCGCGUAAAGCUGCAAUGCGUAUACCAGCUUUAGAAUAUUUGUACACAUCUUUUUAAAUAAAUUUAAUAAUUCAA